AUGGCAGAGGCCAAUUGCUCUCUGCUACAAGAAAACCAUCUCUUUAAUCCCAAACCGUUGAUUGUCUCUCAGUUCUCUGAUUCUGAUAGAACCCAACUCCUACCGCUCACAACAGAGAGUUUUGUCAUGGAGAGAGGCCCUAGAUAUGAAGCUUAUGCUGAUCUGAGAGAAAAGAAGCUAAGAUCAAAGAAUUUGAUUGAAGUUCAAAAAACCCCAGAAAAAGUAGAAGUGGAAAAGAAUCAAAAUAAAUCUGUUUCGGUUUUGACUCCUCCAAAGAAGCAGGUGAAAUUCCAGGGGAAUUUGAAUUUCACAACACCACCAAGAAGGCCUAAAGAAUCAUCUGUUUUAACCCGAUCGGUGCCUGAUUUUUCAUCCGCCUUACGGAAGGAGAACCGGAAGCCAGUGGCUGCGCUGCCACCAGUAAUGGAGAGGUCAGUGACGCCGCCACCGGCCGGGUGGAAGAAUGGGAAGGUUUAUGGGAAAGUGGGAGGAGGGAGUAAGUCUGUGAAUUCUGGGGAGAAAAAGAGUGAUGGAUUGAUGAGUAGGAAAAGCUAUGCAAACAUGGAUGAGUUGAAGGGAUUGGCUGCUGCUGCAAGGAAUGGUAUUAAUGGAGGAGGAAGGAUUUCUAGAGGUGUUGGGAAGACUGUUUUGGGGUACAGACAAUUCUAA
This is a messenger RNA of Fraxinus pennsylvanica, 669 nucleotides long. NCBI's taxonomy places the organism in Eukaryota, Viridiplantae, Streptophyta, Magnoliopsida, Lamiales, Oleaceae. The record is from the annotation of a GenBank genome assembly.